UAAAAUAAAAUCCCGGUCAUCUCAAAACAAAACCACCCACGAGCAACAGAAGCGGCAACAAAAUACUACCUAACCCAAACCAUGGCAUCCGCAGCUAUAAUUUUUGCAGCCACAACAAACGCCAUAACCACCUCAAACUGGGAGAUAUCUAUAAUCACAGAACCAGCAGCAUCCAUCAUUACAUUAGCCAUCAUAAUAAAAAUAGCAGCAGCACCAUUUCACUUCUGACUGCCAGAUGUAUCACAAGGAUCAACCACUAUAACUACUCUGACCAUCCUAACAUGACAAAAAAUAGCCCCACUUAUAAUCCUUCUAACAAUCCACAAUAAUACCAACAUAACAAUCCUAACAAUAUCCGCAAUCGCCUCAAUUACUGUAGGCGGCCUAGGCGGGCUGAACCAAACACAGCUCCGUAAACUAAUAGCAUUCUCAUCUAUCGCUCACACAGGAUGAAUCUUAGCAACCAUAACUAUAGCACCAAUAAUCUCCACACUAACAUUUAUAACAUACACAAUAGCCACUAUUCCAGCAUUUAUAUCAAUUAACCUUACACAAUCCACAACAAUAAAAGAUAUCGGAAACAUGUGAACAACCUCACCUCACAUAGCCAUAAUUAUAUCAAUAACAAUCCUAUCCCUGGGGGGAAUUCCACCCCUAACAGGAUUCAUACCCAAAUGAUUAAUCCUAAACAACCUUACCUCAAUUAACAUAGUAAUAGAUGCAACUAUCAUAGCUAAUAUACUAAAGAAAUAA
Molecule: messenger RNA, 753 nt
Organism: Ahaetulla prasina
Lineage: Eukaryota; Metazoa; Chordata; Lepidosauria; Squamata; Colubridae
Product: NADH-ubiquinone oxidoreductase chain 2-like
Exons: 1
Biological process (GO): mitochondrial electron transport, NADH to ubiquinone
Molecular function (GO): NADH dehydrogenase (ubiquinone) activity
Source: RefSeq, a predicted model, not a curated record